AUGGUUCGCCACAAGAAAGACAAAUUCUCAUCUCGAGGUGGAAAAGGUCAUGGAAACGCCCGACCUCGACCGCGCACUACCGAAGAGGAUCCCGAACAGGGAUCAGAUUCUUCUAAACCUGCAUUUAAAGCUGCUUGUUGGGAUUUGAAUCAUUGCGAUCCGAAACGAUGCUCAGGGAAGAAAUUAAUACGACUCGGCCUCAUGCGAGACCUUCACCUAGGCCAAAGACAUAAUGGUGUCAUUAUCACACCUAACGGAAAGCACAAGCUCUCUCCCGCCGACAAGGAGCUCAUGGACCAGUACGGCGCCGCAGUAGUAGAGUGCUCUUGGGCGCGAACGCAGGAAGUUCAAUGGAACAAGGUUGGCGGCAAAUGCGAGCGCCUGCUGCCAUACUUAGUCGCUGCAAAUACCGUCAAUUACGGAAAGCCUUUACGAUUAAACUGCGUAGAGGCCCUGGCUGCUUCAUUUUACAUAUGUGGACAUUCCGAUUGGGCGGAGGAGGUUCUACGACCAUUCAACUAUGGCGAAUCUUUUCUGGCUAUCAACUCGAAGCUGUUGAAGAAAUAUGCAGCUUGCGCAGACGAGGACGAGAUCGUGAAGACCGAAAAGGAAUGGAUGGAAAGAUUAGAGCGGGAACACGCCGAAAGCAGAGAGAAUGCUGACGACGACGAUUUAUGGAAAGGUGGCAACGUUAAUCGGCGGGUUAUCGUUGACUCGGACGACUCGGAUGAAGAGGAAGGCGAUGAUGACGAGGAAGAAGGUGAAGACGGAGAUAACGAUAGUGUCAAUGGGAUAUAUCUAGGUAAGAAGCCGACUCAAUGGCCAAAACUAGGGGAAGGCGCAAAGGAUGAGCAAGAGGGAGGGACUAGUAGGGACCCGUUUGAUAUUUCAGACGACACCGACGACGAUGCUGAAAUGGAGGAGAUCCGACGCAAGGUCCUCGCGUCAAAGCCGUUUGCCAAUGCAGAUGAGACGGACCGAAAGCCGAAGCCGCAGGCAAUACCGCCCCCUCUCCAACAGCAAAGAUAUAAAGUCGACUCCGACGCGGAACCGGACUCGGAUAACGGAUCGGAUAACGAAGGAGAUGAUGCUUUCGACGAUAUUAUCGACGCUACGCCCGUCACGGAUAGGACAGGGCUGGCGAGGCUUGAGAAGGAGAGAUCGAGAGCGAAUGUUAUGAGUCGGACGUUUUCGUCGGGUACUGCGGAAGCACCGAAGAGGUGGUGA
This is a messenger RNA of Daldinia childiae, 1227 nucleotides long. RefSeq names its product Ribosome biogenesis protein TSR3. The coding region runs from base 1 to 1227 and encodes 408 amino acids. The record is from RefSeq and is a predicted model, not a curated record. Gene Ontology annotation, molecular function: rRNA small subunit aminocarboxypropyltransferase activity. NCBI's taxonomy places the organism in Eukaryota, Fungi, Ascomycota, Sordariomycetes, Xylariales, Hypoxylaceae. Gene Ontology annotation, biological process: maturation of SSU-rRNA. The transcript has a single exon.